AGACAGACGAUAGCGACUUUCAAGCCAAACUUGCUAAGCUUAUCAACACAGCUGGAACUCAACUCAUCAUUUGCUGGUCAAAGUAAAUACAAGAUAUUUCUUUUUAGUCUAAUUCAUAUAAUAAUAACUUUAUUCAUACAAAAAUACCAUUACUGAUAUGUCGAAUUACAAACAAAUAAACUGAUUACGGUAUAUGGAAAAUGAGCUUAAGAUACAAACUUACAAUUGGUCAAAUGUUUUUAAAAUAUAACAGAAUUUAGCAACUAGUGAAUUUAUGGAUUUGUCUUUCAUUGACAUAAUAUAUAUGAAAAGAUCAUGGUUAUUAAAAAAUCUAAAAGAAUAGUUAAUUUGAAAAAGAUUGGUAAUGAAGUUCGUUCUAAUCACUGUGAAUUUUGUAUUGGCACAUUGCAUUAAAUAGUGUUGUUCAUUACCAACCUCAUUCAAGUCACAGUGGCUACAAAUUCUCUCCUCAUAUGAGAUAUUGUUGUAGCGACCAACUUCAACUUCAUAUAUGUAUUGUCAUACUGUUUCAUGGUGCACUUUGUUCUCACUGGCUUAGUACACAUAUGAUUGGUUAAUCGGAUCUAUCAAACAUAUCUGAUUGGUUAAUGGUCGCUUAAUGGCAGCGGCAGUGAAAGUCAAAUCUGAAUCUCUAUCUUGUUAAGAUUUCUUUCAUCACAGUGUUUCUACCAGAAAAUUGCGAAUUGACAGGGAUUCAGCUAACUGAAAAAUACAAGCAAAACGUUGACGUUUCGGGCGAAGGCCCUUCGUCUUGAAGUUAGGUUUAGUUUGGUUUAACAACUUUAAUUCAGUACCACACAUACUAAAUAAGGCUUGACACGAACGGGACGAGGUCCCAUGCAAGGUGUCAGCCUGACUAAACUUUACAAACUACUAGCGUAACUAUAAUAACUAUUAUAUACAAGCAUUUAAAAUAGAUAAAAUUAGGAAUGACAAGGACACGUCCUACACAAUGAAUAGGUGCAGGGUAAAUAUGGAUCGAAUGUUGUUGUCAAAAGUUCAUUAUAAGUCUUGUACAAGAAUGUUUUGAAACUACUGAGAGUUGCAAAUAUACAAGAUGGAGCUAACUUGAGGAUUAAGUUCCAUAGAUGGACAAUUCUAUUGAAGUACGACGUUUUAAAAGUACUAGUUUUGCAAAAAGGUGUCUGUAAAUACAUUGACGACCCCCGUCUUGUUCUACUACUGACAAAAGGUGUAAAAAUAUUUGUAUCGAGGUCAAUUAGACCAUAUCUACGUUUAUAAUAAAAAGUCAAAUCUUUGAUCUCUCUAUCAUAAGAAAGUGGCAGGAGAUCUAGUUUCUUUAAGCGAUCCACGUAAGCUAAGUCCCCUCGUUUAAGUCUUAAAAUCCACAACGAAGCACGUCGUUGCACGCCUUCAAUUCUUUUCUUCAAGGUAGCUUUCUGGUGUUAUAGUCACUGCCUAUACUCUGACACAGACCGUUCGAGUUUAUAUCACAUGCAGUGUUUUUAGAGUGUUCUCAUACUGUUGUCACAGUACAGACAUAAAUAAAUAAUAUCCUUUGCGUAUGACUUUGUAGACUUACAAAAGCUGGAAGUACGGAAGAAGCAUCCAAGACUCUAAGCAUUACUGAAAAUAAACUCAACUACAUGUUUGGGUACGGCUUUCCUAUUUGUACUGCAUAGAUUCUUAGACGUGGUAUUUGGCAGAACGAUACUGUCGAUGUGCUUAUUAAUCGGAGAUAUGGAGGCAUCUGCAUGAAAACGAUUGGUUAUAUGUUGUUUAGAUUUCUUGGUAAUGAAGAUGAUGAUAUAUCUCAAAGUGUUCAUAGUUUUGCGAGGGAUUAUAUCACUUUGCUAAAACAGGUACUGUAUACAUUUCCACAUUUUAGGAGUAGAAUUUGUUUCUCUUUUUUUCUGACGUCAUAACAUUGAAUAUUCAACGGGGUGACAUAACGUUGGAUAUGAAAAAAUAUAUUCAAUGUUAUGAUGUCAUGCUGUGAAAAUACGAAUCCGAAGUGAAAAACGACCAAAACAAUAUAUCAGACAAAGUCUUAGAAUAUAAAGAAGAACUAUCAAUGAAAACAGCUAUUGAGACAUUUUAACGUACUUGUGGAAGAAAAAAGGAAAUAUUUUCUGCAAAUGGGAAAAGAAGUGGUCAUUCAUUUGGGAUAAACAAUAAAGCAAUUAUUGAAUUCGAUUCAACCUCAUUCAAUAAUUGUUAACAGUAUCAUUUGUUCUCACAAGGUUUCUGGUUUCCUAUCACCCACAAGGAAUGUUUUCGAGAUGAGUCACGAUACUUACAAAUGGUACAAUAGAACUAGUGGUUUCGCUACUCCCAUCAUGCAGUCAUCAUUAUUGUGUUGAAUGGACCUUUCCCCUUAUAACUAAAAUUUUGAUCUAGACAAAAAUUUCAUAGCUUGAAAGAGCAUCACAAACUUAGUAAUAUUCCAAAGUUUCGUUGUGAAAUGUUGUAAAAUGCGGAUAAUAUAGCCUUGCGAAGUUUGCCGUUUUUCAGUCAUUUUGUAUUACGCAUGGGAAAUUGACAGCCCAAUCGGGUGUUGGGGCAUCAAUUUCCCGUCUGUAAUACAAAAUGACUGAAAAUUGCAAAUUUCGCAGGGCUAUAUUAUCCGCAUUUUACAACAUUUUGCAACGAAACUUCGGAAUAUUACUAAUUUUGUGAUGCUCUUUCACGCUGUGAUGAAAUUUUUGUCUAGACUUGUCUAGAUCAAAAUUUUAGUUAUAAGGGGAAAGGUCCACUUUUAUCAAAAAUCUUUCUCAUGAAUUGUUAUCAAAAAUCUUCCACUAAUCUUUUUCCAUUUUAAACAGCUACCUAACAUGUCAUCAGCACAGGAAAGGAAUAUUAAGGUGUGUGUCGUCGGUGGUGUUAAAAUGUAACAAUUAGUAAAUUAUGUUUGAAGCUACUCAAAAACAUUCGAUAUAUGCUUUAUUUUCUUAUUUCAUAUAUUCAUGCAUAAUUCAAACUGUUUAUUCCUAUAACCAGGGCUUGCUGCUUACCGUGAUAAAGAAAAUGAAAUAUGAUGAAUCUUAUGACUUUGAUCAAGAGGUUAGAUGUGUACACUAUUUCUAAACAGUAUAUUUCUAUGAUUAGCAAUAGCACAAUGCAUAUAUUUAAUAUGUAAUUGGAAUCAUGGCGGUAUUGAAGAGUUUCGUUACCUUACCUGAGAUUGUUUUGCCCCUUGCCUGAGAAAUGUUGCGCCUCCCCUGAAAAUUCAUUUAACAUUUAAAACUUAACAGUCAAAUUUGAUAAUCAGUAAUCUGUGUGUUAAUUGACCAUUUGCGUAAUAGACUAAAUCUUGAUCUCAACAAAAAUUUCAUUACAGCUUGAAAGAGCAUCACAAAAUUAGUAAUAUUCCAAAGUUUCGUUGCAAAAUGUUGUAAAAUGCGGAAAAUAUAGCCUUGCGAAAUUUGCAAUUUUCAGUCAUUUUAGAUUACAAACCGGAAAUUGACAGCCUCGAAGGGUUUGGGGCUGUCAAUUUCCCGUUUGUAAUCUAAAAUGACUGAAAAUUGCAAAUUUCGCAAGGCUAUAUUUUCCGCAUUUUACAACAUUUUGCAACGAAACUUUGGAAUAUCACUAAUGCUCCUUCAAGCUGUGAUGAAAUUUUUGUCUAGACUUGUUUAGUUCAAAAUUUAGUCUAUUACGCAAAUGGUCAAUUACCAUUACAAUUACUUGAUGUGUUCGGUCACUGAAAAGCCCCAAUUUGGAGUGAGCUGUAUAAUGUAUGAAUUACUCCUUCGAAUCACCAAAAUUUAUAUAGUCAUACAGUCAUAAUAGACCUUUCCCCUUAUAACCAAAAUUUUGAUCUAGGCAAGUCUAGACAAAUAUUUCAUCACAGCUUGAAAGAGCAUCACAAAAUUAGUAAUAUUCCAAAGUUUCGUUGCGAAAUGUUGUAAAAUGAGCAAAAUAGAGCCUUGCGAAAUUUGCAAUUUUCAGUCAUUUUGCAUUACAAACGGGAAAUUGCAGCCCCAACACCCGAAUCGUAUGUCAAUUUCCCGUUUGUAAUAUAAAAUGACUGAAAAACGGCAAACUUCGCAAGGCUAUAUUAUCCGCAUUUUACAAGAUUUUGCAACAAAACUUUGGAAUAUUACUAAUUUUGUGAUGCUCUUUCAAGCUGUGAUGAAAUUUUUGUCUAGAUCGAAAUUUUCGUUAUAAGGGGAAAGGUCCAUUCAUAAAUACAAUAUUGAUAGGUAUGUAUACAUUACAUUACGUGCAUACAGUAAUGUUAUUGAAUCUAGGGGAACAUGUCUUAAACCCAGACCAUCGCCACCUCCCCUCGCCACAUUCCCACCUCAGUAUUUAUACCAAAGUCUGGCUCUGAUUAGAAUGUCGUUUUGUUUAGGGUGAAGAUGAGGCAAUGUUUCUAGAAUACAGAAAAUUACUUAAGAUUCUGUUUCAGAAUAUUGGACAAUUGGUAUGUUCUACGCCCGAUUAAUCGAUUGUUUUUGUGUUUUUUUUGGCAAUCGAUUAUUCUUAAUGAUAAUCGAA
Paramuricea clavata is the source of this 4485-nucleotide messenger RNA. Lineage: Eukaryota; Metazoa; Cnidaria; Anthozoa; Malacalcyonacea; Plexauridae. The record is from the annotation of a GenBank genome assembly.